Messenger RNA from Ananas comosus (pineapple), 1033 nucleotides. Its product is annotated as elongation factor P. The coding region runs from base 60 to 770 and encodes 236 amino acids. The record is from RefSeq and is a predicted model, not a curated record. Gene Ontology annotation, biological process: peptide biosynthetic process; translational elongation. Lineage: Eukaryota; Viridiplantae; Streptophyta; Magnoliopsida; Poales; Bromeliaceae. The transcript has 7 exons. Gene Ontology annotation, molecular function: translation elongation factor activity. Gene Ontology annotation, cellular component: cytoplasm.
AAAAAAAAAAAGUCUCCAGUGGAAAAACCCUUAUCUUAAAAGCGAGCGCGCGGGGGGAAAUGGCUUCGCUGCGUCUUCGUCUCCCUCACAGCAAUGGUCGCCUCCUCUUCUCCUCCUCCUCAUCAUCAUCGUCGUCAUCGUCGUCUCUCUUUCUAUGGAACCCUAACCCUCAAUUGCCCAUGAGACCUUGCUCUCGAUUCCCAAAGAUAUACGCUUUCUCCAGCAACGACAUCAAGGUGGGAUCCAACAUCGAGGUGGAUGGGUCGCCGUGGAGAGUUCUUGAAUUUCUUCAUGUCAAGCCCGGGAAGGGUGCUGCAUUUGUAAGGACGAAAGUGCGGAAUUACAUCACAGGCAACACAGUUGAGAAAACAUUUCGAGCUGGAAGUUCGAUACAAGAGGCAAAUAUUGUAAAAGAAACAAAACAGUUCACUUACAAGGAUGGGAACCAAUUUGUUUUCAUGGAUCUGGCUUCUUUUGAAGAAUGCCGUUUAAAUGAAGCGGAAGUUGGCGACAAAAAGAAAUGGCUGAAAGAAGGAAUGGAUUGUAAUCUGCUUUUCUGGAAUGGGCGGGUUAUUGAUUUUGAACUUCCCAUCACUGUUAAGCUAACUGUGGUUGAUGUCGAUCCUGGUGUGAGAGGUGACACUGCACAAGGGGGAUCAAAACCAGCAACACUUGACACGGGUGCCGUGGUGAACGUGCCGUUGUUUGUAGAAGUCGGCGAAGAGAUAUUGGUGGACACAAGGACAGGCCAAUAUAUGAGCCGAGCGUAAGGGAAAUCUAAUGAAUAAUUUUUUUUGAGCCAGAGUUUUCCUUUUUCGACUUUCGAUUUGUUGUCCACUUUCUUGCUGUUGAGGAUUUCGACUUUUGUUUCCAGAAAACAUAAUUAGAAGCAGAUUCUGUUGUAUACAUUGCAUCUUAUAUACAGAUUUGCAGUUCUCUCAGCCUAUUUGGUAAAAUUAGAAACUGUGAAAACAUGUAAAUUGCACAAUCUGGGAUCUGUGUGUUUAUUUUGUUAAUGCUGUUUGGUACCAAA